Molecule: messenger RNA, 948 nt
Organism: Meyerozyma guilliermondii ATCC 6260
Lineage: Eukaryota; Fungi; Ascomycota; Pichiomycetes; Serinales; Debaryomycetaceae
Exons: 1
Coding region: 1-948 (315 amino acids)
Source: RefSeq, a predicted model, not a curated record
AUGAACGCCGAUAUUGCAAGGGAAAUCAAUGCCAUAAACCACAUACUCGCUACCGUACCGUUCAGAAACACCUCGGCUCCACUCCCCUACUUUCUAGACACUUACAAGUUGCAAUACGAGGAUAUGGUGCCCAUUAAUGACGCCAACAAGUUUCCUAUUGAGCCGAACAAACUUCUCAAACUUGGAAUCUCGCUUGGAAAUCUCAUCAAGACGCUCAAGUUAGACGAGGAAAUGCACCAGGAACAACAGCAGCGCCAAAGUCUGUUUAUUGCUAGUCUUAACAAUUCGGUGUCUCGACAUCCCAGCGUGAACCAUUCGCUGGCUUCCAUCAAAAGUCCUGUUUCUGGCUACUAUGACCCCUACGACCCGUUCCAUGGUGAGCGCCCGUCUUCAACCGUCACCAAUAGCGCUAAUAAUCAGUCUCUCCAACAUGUCAAAUUUGUUAAAAACUUACUUUUAUUGCUCAAAAACUUUGAUAUCGGCACCACCACCUCGGCAGGAACCAAGCUACACGAGCUCUCGAGCAAGGCAUCUAAUCUGAGUCUCAGCAAGAACUCUUCACCCAUCAAACUCAACUCACGUCAACUCUUGAUCGAAAAGUUGGAGAUCAAUAUAUCUCUAGACGUGCUAUUUAUUUACAAAAUCACCAUGCAAUUGGUGCUUUCUAUCUACGUUACCCUCCAGUCGCAUAUAGCAGGUGCCGACUUGAGUUCUUCCACCGACGACAAAAGCAGUAUCAUGGAGAGCUCGUCUAUUUUUUCGAGCAACUCGCUCAAUUCGUCCAACGACUCGAUUUUGUCUGCCGACGAAUACGUCAGAAUCCUCCACAAUAUCCUAGCAAGAAUUUCAACCGGUUUAAUCGAACCGUUCUUACAGCUCAUGUUGCUGGAAGUGGUCAAGCCCGGCCUCCAUCAGGGCUUCCAAACCCUCGUGGACAGGCUUUCUUAA